AUGGAAAAAUAUGACUGGAAGAUCAACAUUAAAAUAAACAUUUUGUUGCUACGAAUUAUGGGCUUGUGGCCAUCGAGUGGCACCUCCAACAAAUUCGACUUCUACAUAUUUUACACUUUCAUUCUAGUGAGUUUGUUUAUCAUAGGUCACAUAUCUUUUCAAGUUGUCAACAUUUAUUUCAUUCGUGAUAAUUUGGAGGCACUGGCUGGAACGUCAUACAUACUUUUAGUAGAGCUUUUAGGAGCCUGUAAAGCUUACUUAUUGCUGAGAAACAUGACGUUAUUAAAGCGACUUUUAACUCUUCUCAACAGCGACUUAUUUCAACCAAGAAACGAACAUCAACGGAUUUUAAUAGAACCAAGUAUUCGAUUUUGGAGAACGAUUUACAACGUAUUUUUGGUCAUGUGUUUCGGAUCUAACGCUUUUUGGGCAGUUUUUCCAUUUUUGGACAGAAUACCAGGACAUAGACGACUGCCAUUUUUGGCAUGGUAUCCAUACAAUGCCCAAAUGUCUCCGUACUACGAAAUCACUUACGUUUAUCAAAUUAUAAGUAUAAGCUACCUGACCCUGGUUCAUGUGAAUGUUGAUACUUUGGUUUCUGCUUUCAAUGUAUAUACUGGGUGUCAGUUUGAUUUGUUGAAGGACAGUCUAAUAAAAAUUGGUGAUGAUUCGAAAACUUGUCGUGUUGACAAUAAUGUGACUAGGUGCAUCGAGCAUCACAAGGAGAUACUUAAUUUCGUAGACAAUUGUAACCAGUUUUUCAACUGGAUUUUAUUUCUGCAAUUUUUUAUAAGCGGAGUAUCUAUUGGAAUUACCAUGUUUCAACUAACUCUGGUUGUGCCCUUUUCCAACGAAUUUUACUCGCUUUUGUCGUACGGAGUGGCCAUCAUAGUUGAAAUAUUUAUGUAUUGUUGGUUCGGAAACGAAGUCCAAGUCAAGAGUGACACUUUAUCUUACGCCGCUUUUGAGUGCGACUGGACAGAUUUACCCCAAGACAUAAAACGGAAACUUUUAUUUUUCACCAUGAAUUUACUGCAACCUGUGCGACCGUCGGCUUUAAAUUUGUUUUAUCUUUCCUUGGACACUUUUAUGAAGAUUCUCAAAACGGCGUGGUCUUAUUUUACGCUUUUGCAUCAAAUGAAUUCGUAA
This is a messenger RNA of Zophobas morio, 1149 nucleotides long. RefSeq names its product odorant receptor Or1-like. The record is from RefSeq and is a predicted model, not a curated record. NCBI's taxonomy places the organism in Eukaryota, Metazoa, Arthropoda, Insecta, Coleoptera, Tenebrionidae. Gene Ontology annotation, cellular component: plasma membrane. The coding region runs from base 1 to 1149 and encodes 382 amino acids. Gene Ontology annotation, molecular function: olfactory receptor activity; odorant binding. The transcript has 5 exons. Gene Ontology annotation, biological process: detection of chemical stimulus involved in sensory perception of smell; sensory perception of smell.